AUGGUCUUCGGUUUCGGCUCCUCGUCCUCGUCCUCAUCUUCGUCCAAGCCCGCAGACGGCGCGCCCCCUACCCGCCAGGAGCGCCAGCGCUGCUGGACCACCCGCGACGCCUACUAUGCCUGUCUCGACAAGCACGACAUCAUGUCGGCCGGCGAGGGCGACGGCGCCGGCGCCGCGCUGGGCGACAAGGAGGGCGUGUGUGCCGAUUUCAGAAAGGCAUACGAGUCGAGCUGUGGCAAGAGCUGGAUCGACUACUUCAACAAGCGCCGUAUCCUCGAGUUCCGCCAGGCCAAGACCCUCGCCGAGGCCGCCCGUCAGCGCGAGGAGGCUGCCAGGCGGUAG
Messenger RNA from Apiotrichum porosum, 342 nucleotides. RefSeq lists its product as uncharacterized. The transcript is spliced from 2 exons. Gene Ontology annotation, cellular component: mitochondrion; respiratory chain complex IV. Lineage: Eukaryota; Fungi; Basidiomycota; Tremellomycetes; Trichosporonales; Trichosporonaceae. The record is from RefSeq and is a predicted model, not a curated record. The coding region runs from base 1 to 342 and encodes 113 amino acids.